UCGGCUGCGCGGCCGCUGAGUGCGAGAGCCGCAGCGGGGCAGCCGGCGGGCGGAGAUCUUCAAAGUGAAAAUACACGUGCAAACCCUGGCGUUUACAGAAGAUGAAAGACAUCGACAUAGGAAAAGAGUACAUUAUACCCAGUCCUGGGUAUAGAAAUGUGAGGGAGAGAGCCAGCUCGGUGCAGCAUGAAGAGCAGGAAGGGUCAAAAUUUCAGCAUGCUAAACACAAGGUGGAAUGCCAGGAUGCCUUGGAAGCGGCGGCUCGCGCAGAGGGCCUCCCCCUGGACACCUCCGUGCACUCCCAGCUGAGGAUGCUCGACGAAGAGCAGCCCAAGGGCAAGUACCACCAUGGCCUGAAUGCGCUGAAGCCCAUACGGACGACUUCCAAACACCCGCACCCUGUUGAUAACGCUGGGCUUUUCUCCUGCAUGACUUUCUCCUGGCUCACUCCUUUGGCCCACAAAGCAUACAAAAAAGGGGAAUUGUUUAUGGAUGAUGUGUGGUCUUUGUCAAGACAUGAGUCUUCAGAUGUCAACUGUAGAAGGCUGGAGAGGUUGUGGCAGGAAGAACUGAAAGAAACUGGACCCGAUGACGCUUCUCUCCGGAGGGUUGUGUGGGUUUUCUGCCGCACCAGGCUCAUCAUUUCCAUAGUGUGUCUGAUGAUCACGCAGCUCGCAGGUUUUAGUGGACCAGCCUUCGUGGUGAAACAUCUCUUGGAAUAUACACAGCAGAGUGAGUCCAACCUGCAGUACAGCUUGUUUUUAGUUUUUGGCAUCUUUAUGACGGAAAUUGUGCGAUCCUGGUCCCUUGCACUAACUUGGGCUUUAAAUUACCGCACGGGGGUUAGACUGCGUGGAGCUAUCUUGACCAUGGCCUUUAAGAAAAUUCUCAAGCUGAAAAAUAUCAAGGAGAAGUCUCUUGGAGAGCUCAUAAAUGUAUGCUCCAAUGAUGGUCAAAGGAUGUUUGAAGCUGCAGCGGUUGGCAGUUUGUUGGCUGGGGGCCCUAUUGUGGCCAUUUUGGGAAUGGUUUAUAAUGUGAUCAUCCUGGGUCCAACAGGCUUCUUGGGUUCUGCUGUUUUCAUCCUUUUCUACCCAGCAAUGAUGUUUGUAUCGCGCCUCACAGCUUAUUUCAGAAGAAAAUGUGUAGCAACAACAGAUGAGCGUGUGCAGAAGAUGAAUGAAGUCCUUAAUUACAUUAAGUUCAUUAAAAUGUAUGCCUGGGUCAAAGCGUUUUCUCAGAAUGUUCAAAAAAUUCGGGAGGAAGAACGUAAAAUCUUAGAGCGUGCAGGCUACUUCCAGAGCAUCACUGUGGGUGUGGCUCCCAUAGUUGUAGUUAUUGCCAGUGUGGUGACGUUUUCUGUCCAUAUGAUCCUUGGCUACGAUCUUACAGCAGCUCAGGCAUUCACAGUGGUCACUGUCUUUAAUUCAAUGACUUUUGCUCUAAAAGUAACACCCUUUUCAGUGAAGUCUCUGUCUGAGGCAUCUGUGUCUGUUGACAGAUUUAAGAGUUUAUUUCUAAUGGAAGAGGUUCAUAUGAUAAAGAAAAAACCAGCCAAUCCUCAAACCGCCAUAGAGGUGAAAAAUGCUACUUUGGCUUGGGACUUCUCCCACGCCAGCGUCCAGAGCUCACCAAAGUUGACCCCCAAAGUGAAAAAAGACAAGAAAGUCGCAAAGGGCAAGAAGGAGAAAAUGAAGCUGCAGAAUGAGGGACAGCAAGCUGUGCUGGCAGAGCAGAAGGGCCAUCUUCUAGUGGACAAUGAUGACCAUCCUAGCCCUGAAGAGGAGAACAAAAUCAUCCACCUGGUUAACCUUCGGCUUCAGAGGGCUCUCUAUAACAUUGACCUGGAGAUAGAAAAGGGAAAACUUGUUGGAAUCUGUGGCAGUGUGGGGAGUGGAAAAACUUCACUUAUUUCAGCUAUUUUAGGACAGAUGACCCUGCUGGAGGGGAGCAUUGCAGUAAGUGGAACAUUUGCUUAUGUGGCCCAGCAGGCCUGGAUUCUCAAUGCCACACUUAGAGACAACAUUCUCUUUGGGAAGGAAUAUGAUGAAGAAAGAUAUAAUACUGUGUUGAAUGGUUGCUGUCUGAGACCUGAUCUAGCCAUCCUUCCAAAUGGGGACCUGACAGAGAUUGGUGAACGAGGGGCUAACCUGAGCGGAGGCCAGCGUCAGAGGAUCAGUCUGGCUCGAGCACUGUACAGCGACAGGAGCAUUUAUAUCCUCGACGAUCCCCUCAGUGCCUUAGAUGCUCAUGUGGGAAAUCACAUUUUUAACAGCGCAAUCAGGAAGCACCUGAAGUCAAAAACUGUCCUCUUCAUCACGCAUCAGCUUCAGUAUCUUGUUGAUUGUGAUGAGGUGGUUUUCAUGAAAGAAGGCUGCAUUACUGAGCGAGGAAGUCACGAGGAACUGAUGAAUUUAAAUGGUGACUAUGCAACCAUUUUUAAUAACCUGCAGCUGGGAGAAACACCACAUAUUGAGAUUAAUAUUAAGAAGACCACAAAUAGUUCACUGAAGAGACCCCAGGAUAAAAGUACCAAAGCAGGAUCUGUGAAGAAGGAGAAAGUUGUGAAGAAGGAAGAGGGCCAGUUGGUGCAGGUGGAAGAGAAGGGCAAAGGCUCYGUCCCCUGGUCUGUUUAUGGCAUCUACAUUCAGGCAGCUGGAGGCCCCUUUGCGUUUCUCAUCAUCAUGGCCCUCUUCGUGCUGAAUGUGGGCAGCACAGCUUUUAGCAACUGGUGGCUGAGUUUCUGGAUCAAGCAAGGCAGUGGAAACACCACCGUGACUUUGGGAAAUGACACUGUCAUAAGCAACAGUAUGAAAGAUAACCCUCACAUGCAUUACUAUGCUGGCAUCUAUGCUCUGUCCAUGGCAGUCAUGUUGAUCCUGAAGGCGGUUCGUGGUGUUGUCUUUGUGAAGGGAACUCUCAGAGCAUCCUCAAGGCUACACGAUGAGCUCUUCCGACGGAUUCUGCGUAGCCCCAUGAAAUUCUUUGACACUACACCAACGGGACGGAUUCUUAACAGAUUUUCCAAAGACAUGGAUGAAGUUGAUGUUCGUUUGCCAUUUCAAGCAGAGAUGUUCAUCCAGAAUGUCAUCCUUGUGUUCUUCUGUGUGGGGGUGAUCUCUGGAGUUUUUCCUUGGUUCCUGGUGGCAGUGGGGCCCCUCGUUGUCCUGUUUACCGUUCUGCACGUUGUGUCMAGAGUCUUCAUUCGAGAGCUGAAGCGUCUGGACAACAUCACACAAUCUCCGUUUCUGUCACACAUUACAUCUAGCAUACAGGGUCUCUCCACAAUCCAUGCCUAUCACAAAGGACAGGAAUUCCUGCACAGGUAUCAGGAGCUGCUAGAUGACAAUCAGGCCCCGUUUUACCUGUUCAGCUGCGCGAUGCGCUGGCUGGCUGUACGACUGGACAUUAUCAGCAUCGCUCUCAUUACAACCACCGGCCUUAUGAUUGUCUUAAUGCAUGGCCAGAUUCCUCCUGCAUAUGCAGGGCUAGCUAUCUCAUAUGCUGUGCAGUUAACAGGAUUAUUCCAGUUUACAGUCAGACUUGCUUCAGAAACAGAAGCUCGCUUCACCUCAGUGGAGAGAAUUGAUCACUACAUCAAGACUCUUUCCUUGGAAGCUCCGGCUCGAAUCAAGAAUAAAACUCCUCCUCUGGACUGGCCGCAGGAAGGUGAAGUUGUUUUUGAGAAUGCAGAGAUGCGGUACCGAGAGAACCUCCCUCUAGUGCUGAAGAAAGUGUCCUUUACCAUCAAACCAAAGGAAAAAAUUGGCAUUGUGGGACGGACUGGCUCAGGGAAAUCCUCUCUUGGAAUGGCACUCUUUCGUCUGGUCGAACUGUCUGGAGGCUGCAUUAAAAUUGAUGGAGUGAAAAUAAAUGACAUUGGUUUAGCAGAUCUUCGCAGCAAACUCUCAAUAAUUCCUCAGGAGCCUGUGCUGUUCAGUGGUACUGUGAGGUCAAACUUGGAUCCUUUCAACCAGUACAGUGAGGAACAAAUCUGGGAUGCCUUGGAAAGGACUCACAUGAAGGAAUGCGUUGCCCAGCUGCACAUGAAACUUGAAUCAGAAGUGAUGGAAAAUGGGGAAAACUUUUCAGUUGGGGAGAGACAGUUACUGUGCAUAGCUAGAGCUCUGCUGCGUCGCUGCAAGAUUUUGAUCCUGGAUGAAGCUACAGCCGCCAUGGACACAGAGACUGAUUUACUGAUUCAGGAAACUAUCCGAGAGGCAUUUGCAGACUGUACUAUGCUAACAAUCGCUCACCGCCUGCACACCGUGCUGGGCUCCGAUCGCAUCAUGGUGCUAACACAAGGACAGGUCGUGGAAUUCGACACGCCAUCCGCCCUGCUGGCCAACGAGAACUCGCGCUUCUACGCUAUGUUUGCUGCCGCAGAGAACAAGGCUGGGAGUUCCCUCCGCUUCCCUGAUGCCAGCACUGGCUCUUGCCUGGUCCUGGACUGACCCAGUUCAGAAAGCUGACURGCAGAACAGUCACCCUCCAAAAACAGGAAUGCUGCACAAAGAAGGGGACAGGAAAAGCACAUCUGGAGGGGAGAAGUGGGGCUGCUCUGUCCAGUAGGUGCUAGCUCUAACACUGGCGUAGCCGUGAUGUGACACUGCUUGGGAUUCAGUGCGCCAAAUUGCUGCUUCCCAGUUGCACUCUCCCCAAAAAAGGGAACRUUUUUCUCCUGGUUCAGCAAGCCGAAAUGACUCAAGAUGAUGUCAAACAAGUGCUGGAGAUGGAGCAAGCAAAUGGUCCCCUGUGAGCAGCAUGGAUUAGAUCAACCAUUUCAUUAAGCCUCAGCCACAGCACUGUUGCUUUGGCUGUAAGGAGAUCGCUUGCCGGAGGAAAACGUUCUGUAUGGUGUGAUCUCUAAGCUCCUUCAGCAGUUCCCUCACAUAGAUGGUACAGAAGUAUCGUUUCUCAAAGGGUAGCAGUUAGUUAUUAUUGGCUUUUGUCCUGAGUCUUGGGAGUAAACGGAGACCUGGCCCAUGGCCCUGUGAUUGAGAUGGAAGGAAGAAACAUCACUAUUUCCAAUGAGACUGAAAUGUGUUUAUCUUUGAAGUAUUCUACAAGGGGGUGAUGGUGAUGGGAACUAUCAGGAUUUGGAUCCUGCUUUAGGAUUUAUAGCAUGGUGCCCUGGAGAAGAUUUUAUCCUGCAAGGUACAGAAUGAUACUAUAGGACUGGGCCAGGGCAUUUCUUUGAUGAGACCCUGCCCAAAAUAGCAUCAUUCUGAGUAUGUAGCAAAGGACAUGGCCCAAGACCCACAGAUGUGCAGYUUGAGAGGGAGCUCUGUGGUACUGCUCCUGCCCUUGGGAAUUYAGUUGCAUCAGUUUUACUUAUUCUGCCCAGCUACAGGGAGUGCAACUGAUCCAGUUUUGUUGCCAUAGGCUUAGAAAAUCUUUAUUUAAAAAGACUGUAUUCCUGCUURUCUAUUUGAUGAGUGGAAGCAUUGCACUUGCUUGGGACUUCAAUGCAAAUGCCAGUAGGAUUCUUCUAAAAUUACCUARUGUAGUUGAUUUUACUGAUCUAAAUGCACAGUGAGUCCAGAGUUGUUCCCUGAAGUUGUGCUAGUUGGAGCAUCUGAGGGACUUCACCUUUUCCUGUGGUGAAAAUCCACAGGGUGAGGUCCAAAGGGUCUGUAGCUCUGCACGUUAACUCCACAUGAAGCCCACAGGGAGAUUUGAGUGGUUUAGUACUUGGCUGGGAGCAGUAAUUGGGAAAAGUGCAGUUACUUCAGACAAUGAAUGAAAAGUGCAGUUACUUCAGACAACAUAACUGCAACCUAAGGAAGGGGAGGGAAGAAGAAAGGGAAAGACCUGGAUUUGUAACAGAAGGAUGUAGAAGAAAAGAUGGCAGAAUAAAAAAUUCUUAAUGAGUAGAAGGGGAUUGUGUGAGGAGACCACAUUACUUCUUGAAUGUGCUUUAAGARAGCAGCGUGAAGUAGCUCUGAUGCAGGGUAUGAUGCAGGGUAGUUACACAGCCAUUAUCGGCCGCGUCACCCUGAACGAAACUUCCUUGUACCAAGUGAUUUCUUUUA
Molecule: messenger RNA, 6032 nt
Organism: Nothoprocta perdicaria
Lineage: Eukaryota; Metazoa; Chordata; Aves; Tinamiformes; Tinamidae
Gene: ABCC5
Product: ATP binding cassette subfamily C member 5
Exons: 31
Coding region: 102-4451 (1449 amino acids)
Biological process (GO): transmembrane transport
Cellular component (GO): membrane
Molecular function (GO): ATP hydrolysis activity; ATP binding; ABC-type transporter activity
Source: RefSeq, a predicted model, not a curated record